This is a messenger RNA of Gavia stellata (red-throated loon), 2945 nucleotides long. RefSeq names its product USP6 N-terminal like (gene USP6NL). Lineage: Eukaryota; Metazoa; Chordata; Aves; Gaviiformes; Gaviidae. The transcript is spliced from 14 exons. The record is from RefSeq and is a predicted model, not a curated record. The coding region runs from base 1 to 2592 and encodes 863 amino acids.
AUGAUUCAAGUGCUACAGAUUGUAAAGGAUCUGGUGUCGCCAGCGAGACGGAGAACAGAUGCUGCUAAGAAAGGUGCAGAUGCCGAGCAGGAUGCUGCUAUCAAACUUGCCCAAGAACGAGCAGAGAUAGUUGCCAAGUAUGACAGAGGACGGGAGGGUGCGCAGAUUGAACCAUGGGAAGAUGCUGACUAUCGUCUUUACAAAGUCACAGAUAGAUUUGGGUUUCUACAUCCAGAGGAGCUUCCUGUCCAUGAUGCAGCGAUAGAAAAGCAAAAGCACCUUGAAAUUGAAAGAACUACAAAAUGGCUUAAGAUGCUGAAAAGCUGGGAAAAAUACAAGAAUAGUGAAAAGUUUCACAGGAGAAUUUAUAAAGGAAUCCCACUGCAGUUCAGAGGGCAAGUCUGGUCUUUGCUACUUGAUGUCCCUAAAAUGAAAGAAGAAAUGAAAGACUUUUAUAAUAAAUUGAAGUGUCAAGCACGAGGGUCUUCGCCAGAUAUUAGGCAAAUUGAUCUUGAUGUAAAUCGAACGUAUAGAGAUCAUAUCAUGUUUCGAGACAGAUAUGGUGUUAAGCAACAAUCUUUAUUCCAUGUUUUAGCUGCAUAUUCCAUAUAUAAUACGGAGGUGGGAUACUGCCAGGGAAUGAGCCAGAUCACAGCUUUACUCCUUAUGUACAUGAAUGAAGAAGAUGCCUUCUGGGCCUUGGUGAAACUUCUGUCUGGUCCGAAGCAUGCUAUGCAUGGUUUUUUUAUUCCUGGCUUUCCAAAACUGUUGAGGUUUCAAGAGCAUCAUGACAAAAUACUGAAAAAAUUUUUGUCCAAACUUCAGCAGCAUUUGGACUCCCAGGAUAUGUCCACUAGCUUUUACACAACAAAGUGGUUUUUCCAGUGUUUCCUUGAUCGUACUCCCUUUACAUUAAGCCUCAGGAUAUGGGAUAUCUACAUACUUGAAGGAGAGCGAAUUCUCACUGCUAUGUCUUACACAAUUCUGAAACUACACAGAAAGCAUCUGAUGAAAUUACAAAUGGAAGAGCUUGUAGAAUUUCUGCAGGAGUCUUUAGCCAAGGAUUUCUUCUAUGAAGAUGACUUUGUAAUAGACCAGCUCCAAAAUUCUAUAUCAGAAUUGAAACGAGCAAAGCUGGAUUUACCAGUAGCUGGUAAAGAAGACGAAUUUCCAAAGAAGCCAUUGGGGCAGAUUCCAUUAGGACCUCAGCCUGCUAUGCUUAACUCCACUCCGAUGCUUAAUGGACAGAACAGCACUGCUACACAAACAAGAAGGACAGAGAGGAGACCAUCCCCAGGAGAAGAAUCAGAAAGUUCACCAAAUAACCGUAAAAUAAUUAAUUCACUGGAAAAGAAACCUUCCUUAAAACAACAGAAGAUUCGACCAAUAGAGACGCAAAGUAGUAUGUCUAAGAACGAGGUAGAUACCAAAAGAAAGCCUCAACCAACAGAGCAAGACAACUCAAGACAGUAUAAUAAUGCAGCUGCUAAUCAAAAUUCUAAUGCUACUUCAAAUACAAGAAGGGAAUUUGUACCUAAGUGGAAUAAACCAUCUGAUAUCAAAAUAAUUGAAAAGACAAUGAAACUUACUGCAGAGGUGAAAGGAAGGCCAAUAAACCAUUCGGUUUCGGGCCCACCACCAAGUCCUGGAGACGUGCAGCCUUUAAAUGUAAAGCAAAAGAUGAGGGUUUUGGAUGCUGAUGAAGGUAAGCGAGGGUCUAAUGCAUCUCAGUAUGACAAUGUUCCAGAAGUUGAUAAUGAGAAUGAGAAUCUUGUUGAAGAGAUGCUUGAGAGAGCUCAUCAACAGAGCCCUAGGCACGUAACAUAUUGUAAUAGUCCAAGAAAGCAAACUGAAAAAAUACCAACUCCAUUAAAAAUAUCCAAUAAUUACACCUUCACUUCACAACCCAGAUCUCCAAAAUAUUCAUCCCAGUCUGAUGGACCACCUCAUGGACUGAAUGUAAAACAGCCACUGCCGUGUUAUAGUAAUCCACCUACUUACCAUGGAAAUUCUCCAAAGCAUGUUUCCAGUAUAGGUAAUACAAGUUCUGUACCUCUACAUUAUCAUGGGAAUCGAACCAGCCCUUCUGGUAGGCCAUAUGGUUCUUUUAUUUCAGUAGAUUAUUCUCCAGAUAAACUACAAAUGAAUUCCUAUCCUGCCAGUCGCCAAAAUCCUCUUUCACCAAUGCCUGGUCAGAUAGAAGUAGCCCCUGUCAAUGCUUAUACCAGCAACUCAAGGUCCCCCACAGGUGUCAAAUUUAUAAUCCCUCCAGUGGAUUAUUUACAAGAAGAAAGAAAGUGGCCAGAUGCUGCGUAUAUUUACAGACAUGAACCCUACAGGCAGCCCUGGAGCCAAGACUUUAACAAAGGCCACUUGGAUAAUUUCCAGAAAUAUCAGCAUUUUCAGUCAACACCUUUUCAAGACCAUAGUCUUCCUGCUGUUUCUGUGGAUAGUCCAAUAAGAUACAGGACUUCACCAACCUUUGAAGAGCAUGGUUCACCACAAUACCAAUAUUCGAGCCCAUCAGCUCAAACCCAACACUAUCGAAAUAGAAAUGAUGGAUUGUCUAUGCACGAAUCCGUGCUUCUCUGAGAAUCUGGCUAUAAAUGGCAAGAAUCAAAACCAGUUAAACAUUACUGUGUUAGUAGUAGUCCACCUCAGUUCUUCUAUGAAAUGCGGACAGUUUGUGUGACUCUGAAAAAUAACAAUGCUAUUUCAAAGACGUUUCAGACUUUCAUUGAAGGCUAGUUGAGUUCUUAGACUUGCAUUAAAGCUAUUGAAAGUGAUCUGACGCGCAUAGACAUAGCAAUAAGAUCAUAUACACAAGGUGAUUAAUACUGUCAUUGUUCCUUACAUUUAAAUAACUUGUGUUACGAUCUUUCUGCCUAAAACCUGUAACACAUUUACAAGUUUAAUUUUGACUGACAUUGUUAAUGCACUGUAUA